UGAAAAGUCACUGCGUCAGGGCAUAUUGGUCAUGGGAAACACGCUAUCCACCUGUGGCAGAGGAGAUGUCAAGAAAUAGAUUUGAACUGUUGGCAAGGCAUAUAGGCCAUUUUCAAAAAAACCUGGAAAUAACGGUAAAGACAUUUUCUUGAAUGUUUUUGUUUCUAUAGCUAAAUGUUCGUAAGUAUAGUAGAAAAGAUCAGCCUGCAUCAACUCAUGUAUUUUUUAUCAGGUAGUCAUAACUUGCAGAAAUGAUAUUCCUUCAAUUCCCAAAAAGAUUAUGCAACUAAACUGUGAAUUUGUCUUUACCGUUACAAAGGUAAAAGUGAUUUGAAAUCUUUUAUUUCCCCAAUGAAAAAGUGUUUUUGUGAAAUGGAUGAAUUUAGUGCAAUGAAUCGACAUUAAUAGUGGUGAAACAAGGGCAUUUCUUACAAAUUAACCAUUGGGAAACUUCUAAAUAUCAGAAACAUAUCAUAUCACAAGAUAUGUCUUUACCGUUAUCAUAAUUUUCCUCCCAAUGAAAUCUAUGCAUCUUUAAGGCACCAGAUGGCACUACUAAAAGUUUCAGAAGUACCAGGAUGCAAGGCAGCCAUUUUUGUUUUUGGAAGUUCAGGACAAGCCACAUGUGUAGAACAGGAGUUCAAUAUUGGUUGGUGUCAAACAAAUACAUCGUCUUCACCGUGUUGCUAUUAAAUUUGCAUAGAAGGUAAGUUAUCUCCCAGAAACUGCUAGAGAUCAUAAAACUGCUGAUUUAAAAAUAUUUUAAACUAAAAUGGGACACUUGUACCCUCCUGUCUGCCUUUUUGUGAAAUAUUGUUGUCUUUACCGUUAUCUCAACUUGUCUUUACCGUUAUAUUUCUAGGUAACGGCAUAGACAAGAUAGUAACGGUGAAGACAAACAGGCUUAAUUCACCAUCAAAAAAUGCAACAAGAAAGUAUAACAUGUAUAUUGUUGAUAUUACUGUUUACACAUGUACUAACCACAUGUAAACUUUAUGUUGUUGUGAUACAGUAUUCUGAGAAUUUCCUUACACAUGGGUACUAUGUGCAAUGACCAUGAUGAUUAAAAAUCUGCACCUUUAAACUAUUUGUUGUUUGAUAUUUCUAUUUUGUUCUCUGUUGCAGCCUGGAAUCACACCAGCAAAAUUAUGCCACCUAAGAAGAAAAAUGUCCAAUGCAGAGGCUAUGAGAAGAUACAGAUUACGUAUGAUGGCUGAUGCAGAAAAGCAUGAAGCAUGGAAGCAGGCAGAAAGAGACCGUUACCAAAAGCGCAAACAAGCCGGGAAGCUGCAACACAUAAGCCAGCUACCGCCCAGGGAACAAAGGUCUCUCCGGCGUACUUGGAAGUUAAAGAAAAGAGAAAGUCGAAGGGAAAGUGGGCCUGAUUCUGCCAGUACAUCACAAACAGCUGUUCUGGAAACUCCCCCACAAAGCCCAGAAACUGUUCCUGAUCCACCUCUUGUGCGUAGACCUGUUCCGUCUCAUCAAAGACUAGCAGGUCGCAGGAAACUGAGGAGGGACAGCAGAAGAGCCUACAGAACAAUUGAUAAGCAAAAGGACACAAUCAAAAAACUUCAAAAUCAGGUUAAAGCAUUAAAGAUUAAAUUGAACAAGAACAGCAGACAAGACAGUGACACUACAUCAGUUAUAGAUGCAACGUCCAGUUCUUCCCCUGCUACCAGGGCAGAUGCCAUUAUGCAGUCUGGUAAUAAAGAUGCAAUUAGGAAACAGUUAACAUACGGGUUUGCUCUCUCAACUGAAGUAAAACAGAAACUGAAAAGCAGUAUCAAAACACAGAGACACAUGCAGGCUGUGCACAGAUUACUAACUGGUAAGCUACUGAAGAAAUACAGAUUGAUAGACAAAGCCAGGCGUGAGAUGGAUCUGAAAAGAUGGCAGCUGGAAAAGGAAAGCGAGUCUGCAUUUGGCACUGGGUCCCUAUUUGAUGGCAAAAGAAAGCACACAAAGAAAGAAGUAGAAGACAUAGUGAAGUCGUUUUACCUAGAGGACGUGAAUAGCACUCCCUCUGCAGGAAAACGUGAAACAAUAACCAGAAACAAACUUAAGAUGCAGAAAAGGUACUUAAGUGACAGCAUGCUUAACCUGUUUGAAAAAUUCAAGGCUGAGCAUCCAAAUGUGGAUGUAUCUUACACAACGUUCACAAGGCUAAGACCCUUUUACGUUGUACUGCCUUCAGUUCACCUUCGGGACACUGUCACUUGUAAGAUUCACCACAAUUUUGAAUUCAAGGCCACAAAACUUCAUUCUUUAGGUGUCUUAGUGCACUGUGAUCCACUCAAUGUUAUAAAAGAUAUUGUCUGCUCUACAAAACAGAAAAACUGCAUGUAUCAACAGUGUGAGAAAUGCAGAGAAAAGUUAGGUGAUAUGUACAAGAAUAUCGAGAAGAAAUCUUCUGAUGAAGUAGUUACAUACUAUGAAUGGCAAAAUUGUUAUGAAGAUAGAGUCUCUGCUCAAGGGAAACAAAUCAGUGUGAAAGUGGUCAAAAAGGUCCAACAACGAGCCACGAUUGCUGCACUAUGCCAGCUGUUUGAAGCAGAGUUAGCCAUCCUCAUGCCUCAUCAAUACAGAAUAUUUCAUCAGUUCACUGCCAUCAAAGACAUAAAACAAAGACUUGCAGAAGACGAAUGUGUGUUGCAGAUUGAUUUCAGUGAGAAUUAUUCCUGUAAAGCCGCAACUGAAAUCCAGAGUAUGCAUUUCGGUGGGAGCAGAAAGCAGAUUUCCUUGCACACAUGCCAUGCAACAUUCAAAGAUGGCAUCAAGUGUUAUUGCACAGUUAGCGAGGACAUCAGACACUCCGCUGAAUCCGCAUGGGCACAUCUAUCACCAGUUCUCGAUGACCUUUCAGCCAGGGGUAUCAGAGUUCUACACUUUGUCUCCGAUGGACCCACGACUCAGUAUAGAAACAAAACCAAUUUCUACUUGCUGUCUACAUUACCUUUCACUAAAUGGGGCUUCCAAAGACUGACAUAUAAUUUCUUAGAAGCAGCACAUGGAAAAGGUCCAGCAGAUGGCAUUGGUGCUGCUGUGAAAAACGGUGCGGACCGGUUGGUGGCACAAGGAGAAGAUGUUCUUAGUGUUACCCAGCUGAUAGAGUCCCUCAAAAACUUGAAUGUCACCUUAUAUGAGGUCAGUAGUGGACAAAUCAACACCAUUGUACAAGAUGUGCAGAAAUCCUGUCUGAGGCCAGUUAAAGGCACAAUGAAGGUUCACCAGCUUAUGACCGCUCUACCACAUGAAGGCACAGUCUUCUAUCGAGAAAUUUCUUGCUUUUGCAAUUCUGCACCAUACCCUGGGUUCUGCGAUUGUUAUUCUAAAGAGAAGUUUGAAGUGGAGUUCACUAACUCAAAAAUCUUGAGAAUUGAAAAAAACCUGAGUCAAGAACAGAUUGUAAAGUUUGAGAAACGGUUGGAAGAAGGGUAUGACAUCACAAUCCAGGACUUAGGUUCCCUUGAUUAUGAUGCUAGGCAAGAGUACCUGUACUGGACAGCAUGGCGAGCAGUCAAGCUACAAGAGACUGAACAGAAUAGUGAUCUUGAGGACAUAGAAGAUCAAGCGGACGAAACCGACGAAGAGUGGAAACCAACGAAAUACAACCAACAGAACCAGCCUCACAACUCUACAGCAAUGUUUCCUGAAAUCAACAAGAUCUAUGCAGUAUUCUUCCACGCCAGAGGCUCUAAAAAAGGAACUUUCUAUCUUGGCCGUGUAAUGAAAACAGAUGGUGAGGUCGCAGACAUGAAAUUUCUUGAAAGAAAGUACGGAAAUGGAAACCUAUAUGACUGGCCACGCAGGGAUGAUAUCAGCACAAUCAACACCAGCUUCAUUCUGCAGAAGGUGGAGUUUACUGGUCCACCCCCAUUUGCACUCACUGAUUUGGAGUACAAAGUCAUAAUUGGUAAGGUGCAGAAGUUUGACCUUGGGAGAACAUCUAUCAGUGAUAAAUAACUGUCAACCAUCUUGAGCUAUAGAGGACAUGAAGUGUUGUUAAUGCUUUUGCUGAAUCGGAAGAAAUACAGUUACAUGUACAUGUAGCAGUUAUGUUAGUGCAGACACUUUACUUUUUUGUUUUUCAGUUAAGAAUUCUUUGAGAGUUUGUCCAUUCACUUUCUACAUUUACUGUUACUCUUUGUUUUAACGAUUUGUCUGUCAAUGAAGCUUACAAACAUGACAAAUGUACAUGUAGUUCCCAGAGGGUAAAGGUUAUACACCCUACUUUGUUUUUAACAUAACAUUACACAGAGGAAAUUCCUUAUCGGUAGUGUGUAUGUUCAGAGAUUUCAGUUCAUUAAACAAAAUGUGAUGUUGCUGGGAUCCAAUCUUCCCUUGUUUUGUGUUCAACCCAGAGCGGUGUCUUCAGCAUGAUACUUCAGUGAGGCAGCACUAUAAAUAAGGAAGCAUUAGGACUGGCCUGCUAGGAGAAA
This is a messenger RNA of Liolophura sinensis, 4442 nucleotides long. RefSeq lists its product as uncharacterized. Lineage: Eukaryota; Metazoa; Mollusca; Polyplacophora; Chitonida; Chitonidae. The record is from RefSeq and is a predicted model, not a curated record. The transcript has a single exon. The coding region runs from base 1168 to 3966 and encodes 932 amino acids.